AUGCCAGGUCAAGUUCGGGAUUGGCCUGCAUGGGCUGAAUAUACGGAGCAAGAGGUGACCGAAUCGAAGGACACUGACUUUAUCAACGCCAAGAAAUCCAUUAUCGCUCACUACAGUGCUGAGUCUCUGAGGCAGAGUUGGCUAGCUGUUUGCCAGCAACUCGAAACGGUCACUGAAGAGAUCAUCAGCAAAGGCCACGGCAUAAUACCUGUUCUUGAUGCCGCAGAUCUUUUGGAGAAGGGGUUCACGAGCGAGCAACAGGAUGAAGUGAAGCGAAUUGGGUCAUUCGUGAUUCGAGGACUUAUUGACAAGUCAGAAGCGAUUCAUCACUACACUGAUCUGAAGAAAUAUGUUGCCAACAACAAAGGAAAGAUCCAAGGGUGGCCAGCAGAAAGUCCUUCGAUGCUGAUGUUGUAUGACUCUCCUGUCCAGAACGCCCUCCGAGGGAAUCCAAACCAUCUGAGAGUCCAGGGCUUACUGAAUGAACUCUGGCACAACUACGACGAAGAGACGUCUCCUGAUCCAUUAGUCUACUACGACGGCAUUAGAGACAGACCACCAAAACAAGACUUCCUUGGCCUUGGCCCACAUAUCGACGCCGGCAGUCUUUGCCGAUGGGCGGACAAGACGUAUCGGGAGGCGUAUGGUAACAUCUUCUCCGGCAGGCCUGAGUUGCACGACUGUUACGACCUUGGGCUGCGGAAGGCCGCCGACCAAGAGCUGUACCCUGGCAUCGCACAUUCUUCCGUGUUUCGCUCUUUCCAGGGUUGGACAGCGUUGACAAGAGCGGCCCCGAACGAAGGGACCCUUCUUGUGUAUCCGAACGUUGCGACCGUGGUGUCGUACGUUAUGCUUCGACCUUUUUUCAAGCCUCCGAGAGACCCUGCGGAUGUGAUGGAUGCGAGCAAGUGGACUUUGGAUGAUUCCACAAACUGGUUCCCGGGAACGUUCAAAACGGAGAGCCAACGCUUGAGUCGAUCAUCGCAUCCGCACUUGAGACUCGAGGAAUGCUUGAUGCAUAUCCCUAAGAUGGAGCCUGGGGAUACCGUUUGGUGGCACACUGAUGUAGGUAUCCAUCUCGGACCUCGAGCGAUUUGA
Colletotrichum gloeosporioides is the source of this 1098-nucleotide messenger RNA. RefSeq lists its product as uncharacterized. Bases 1 to 1098 code for a protein of 365 amino acids. The record is from RefSeq and is a predicted model, not a curated record. The transcript has a single exon. NCBI's taxonomy places the organism in Eukaryota, Fungi, Ascomycota, Sordariomycetes, Glomerellales, Glomerellaceae.